AUGGGUUGCAUUUGCGGAAAGCCAGAUCUUGAAAUUGGAAUGCAACAGUAUCGGAUACUAAAACCUUUUGCUAAAGGAGGAUUCAGUCAGUUAUUUCUGGUGGAAGAAUAUAAAACUGGUCAUAAAUGGGCUUUAAAACGAAUUGAUUGUCAUUCAAAAACGGACAUUGAACGUGUACGGAAUGAAAUUGAUGUACAACAACGAUUCGGAAUGCAUCCGAACAUUUUAACACUUAAAUGUUUUACAGAUGACGAAAUUCCGCAUGGCAUUCGAUUUUCACUUAUCUUCACUUUUUACAAACGUGGUAGUCUUCAACAUGAACUUACAAAUCGUCGUCAAUGCUGUGAUUAUAUUACCGAAGAACGGGUGAUACGUCUGUUUCUACAAAUUAUUUCUGCUGUUAAAUUAAUGCACUCAUCUUCACCACCUAUUGCUCAUAGAGAUAUUAAACCAGCUAAUGUGUUGUUGUCAGACGAUGAUCGUCCGAUACUUAUGGAUUUUGGUAGUUGUUUCUCGUGUCCAAUAAUAAUUAAUGAUGGAAAAGAUUCAAGAAUGCAAUUGGCCAGUUUCUCUUAUCCUUUUGAUGAAGCUGGUGAAUUAUGUUCAAUGCCCUAUCGAGCUCCAGAACUUUUUGUUUGUGAAGUUGGUUCAAUAAUCGAUCAGUCUGUAGAUAUUUGGUCACUUGGUUGUCUUUUAUUUGCCUUAUGCUUCUUCCGUUCACCAUUUGAUGAUAUCUAUGAACGUGGUGAUAGCAUUGCACUUGCUGUUCAGUCAGGAAAAAUUACUUACAUUGAAAAUCAUCCAUAUAGUCAAAAAAUCUUAGAUGCAAUUCAUGCAAUGAUAGCUGUUGAUCCAAAGGAUCGAUCAAGUAUUGCAUCUAUUUGUGAGCUGUUGGAAGGAUUUUAG
Brugia malayi is the source of this 906-nucleotide messenger RNA. RefSeq names its product Protein kinase domain containing protein. Gene Ontology annotation, biological process: protein phosphorylation. Gene Ontology annotation, molecular function: protein serine/threonine kinase activity; ATP binding. The transcript has 7 exons. NCBI's taxonomy places the organism in Eukaryota, Metazoa, Nematoda, Chromadorea, Rhabditida, Onchocercidae. The record is from RefSeq and is a predicted model, not a curated record. The coding region runs from base 1 to 906 and encodes 301 amino acids. Gene Ontology annotation, cellular component: cytoplasm; Golgi apparatus.